UUUCCUGUUAAACGAGCCUCAGGUAAAAAGACAACAUGUAGAAGAUAUAACAGGACGGCGGUGAAAAAUGAAUAUAUCGAGGACGUGUUUUGCAAAUUAGCGCCGCCUGUUACAGAAACGGGUGAAAAUUAAAUAUAACGGAAUACUUGACUUAAGCGGACUAAUUUCGUUCAGUACGAGUAAACACAACCAAAAACUAUGAUCGGAAUUGAACUAGGUGGGUUCGAACUUGAAGCUCGCACAACUAAACCUAACAAGCAGGUUAACUCACUGUCUCAUACAUAAACGAAGUAAAAAGGAUCUCGUCACUUCAAAAUUUCCGGCCAAAACUGUGCACCCGUAUUUUCUUUCAAACGAAAUUGCCUGUUAAUUAAACGGGGUGAAAAAUGAAUAUACAGAGGAUGUGACAGGGCGGCUCAGGAUAUAAAUAAAAAGAUGUUUUUUUGAGUAGUAAAAACAAUAUUUUACAAAAGAGCGCAGCCUAAUGAAAGCAGUAAAAUAUAAAUAUGACAGAAGAGCGGGCGAGCCUAGUUUUGCUCAAACGACAAUUAACACAAACACAACCUAGAGACUCGACUGAGUAGGUAAAACCUGGAAGCUCGCAAAACAAAACCUAACACGCAGUCUAACUCCAUGUCCUAUUUACUAUUCAUGGAGCAAAAGAGAAAAAAAAAAAAAACUCGACACAGGAAUUAGAUCUCGUCACUUGAAAUUUGCGGCCAAAAUUGUACAAAAAAUUGCGGGUUAAAUGUGGUAAAAAUAAAUAUAUAGAGGAUAUGGCAGGGCGGCCAUAUCUUCCUUGUCGUGGUGGAGGAGCUUGCGUGCCUCAAUGACCCUGAGAGCUAUACCGACGGGGGGUCUUCCUCCAGCAUGUCUAACCUUGGCGGGCAGGUCAAAGGGUAGAGGCCAGGCGUAAUGGUAGUCACUGGCCCUCCAGUUUGGGGGUUGGGCGUGCGGCUAAUCACUGCAUCCCAUAAAGGUACUUGAUUACGCAAACCGAAAAGACGAUUGACGAACUGGAACCCUGUCAACGAGAGAAUCAUGAGCGCACGCUGCAGCUCACGCUAUGCAAAACUCAUUGUUAUCCAAGUGUACGCGCCCACCAGUGACGCAGAUGACGAAUCUAGGGGAGAAUUUUAUGAACAACUGCAGCGGGAGGUUGAAACAACACCCAGUCAUGAUGUACUAAUUGUGAUGGGGGACCUGAAUGCCAAAAUCGGAGAGGGCAAUGAAGGAUGGGAGAAGGUGAUGGGACGAUAUGGACUUGGAGGAAUGAACGAGAACGGAGAGAGGCUAGCGACGUUCUAUGGCAACAACGACUUGGUGAUUGGAGGCUCUCUAUUCAAGCAUAGAGACAUUCAUAAGAUUACGUGGACCUCCCCGAAUGCAAGAGAUGGGAAUCAAAUCGACCAUAUCACUAUCAAUGGUAGACACAGAGGUUCGCUGAUGGACACCCGAGCAAUGAGAGGGGCUGAUGCCAACUCGGACCAUCACAUGGUGAUGGAAAAGGUUAUCCUGAAACUAUGCAGCACAAAGAGGAAGAGGAAGGAGAGGAUCAUCUUUGACAUCAAGAAGCUUCGAGAUUCCUGUGUCAAAUAGGUAUUUCGGCUGC
Molecule: messenger RNA, 1612 nt
Organism: Orbicella faveolata
Lineage: Eukaryota; Metazoa; Cnidaria; Anthozoa; Scleractinia; Merulinidae
Product: protein CFDP2-like
Source: RefSeq, a predicted model, not a curated record